Molecule: messenger RNA, 5325 nt
Organism: Osmia lignaria (orchard mason bee)
Lineage: Eukaryota; Metazoa; Arthropoda; Insecta; Hymenoptera; Megachilidae
Product: DNA (cytosine-5)-methyltransferase PliMCI
Biological process (GO): DNA methylation-dependent constitutive heterochromatin formation; negative regulation of gene expression via chromosomal CpG island methylation
Cellular component (GO): nucleus
Molecular function (GO): zinc ion binding; DNA (cytosine-5-)-methyltransferase activity; chromatin binding
Source: RefSeq, a predicted model, not a curated record
ACGGCUUCGACAUUACUUAGCUGAAAUGUGAUGCAUUUCUAAGUUGUGUGAAUACAUGUAUCGUACUCCUGUUUACUUCUAUCGAAUAGAGUGGUCGGUUUCUAUAUUUUUACAUGUAACGAUAGGUUCACGCGAUAUGGUAAAGCUAGGUUUGUUUCGGUCCUUCAACAGUAGGUAUAGGUUUCCAUGUGUGUAUGCGUGCAUACAUGCAACCAACCAAUCGCAUACUUCAGGAUGCACUACUUAAUCCUCAAACCCUAUAUUCAAUGUAAAAUUAAUUCACGUCAUAAUGUAUUCAAAACUGAUAAAUUCUUACAAAUACGUAUAUUAACGUCUUCUUCGGUAGAGACUGAAUCAAAUAAUACAAUUUAGCAAAUCAUACAAAUUUCUAAUGAUUGUUAAUAAAUACAAAGAAAUUGGUUUAACAUGAUUUUAGCGGAAUCGUUUUCAUAUAAACAGGCUUUGAAAGAUUUUGGCGGUACAACAACCAUUAGCAUUAACAUGUCUCGUACUUAAGUGUGUUCCUAAUUGUAAAAAUAUAAAGAAACGUGUUCAUUUGUAAUUGUUCCUGACGUUAUAUUUCUCUUACGUUUGCUGGAAUUUGCACAUAAGAAAUUAAUAUUUUAAGAAAAUAAUAAGGGUUGUAGUGUAUUUGAAUAAAAGCAGUCAUUUUAAUUCAGUAUGAUAUCCGCUACUGUACGAAACACUGAAACUUAUGAGACAGAGAAACAAACAAAGGUUGAGGAUAUCCAAGUACAACAAAUAUCUGUAAACAACUGUAUUGAGGAAGAAAAUAAAAAUACAGUGAUUGAAAACAUGAUACUUCAAGAAACAAGCAAUGAUAGGAGAAAACUUCGUAAUGGAAAGUAUGUUAAUGUAGAAAUGUCUAAUUUAAGUAAAAUUAAUGGUGAUAUCACUAAAAAUCGUUCACCACAACAAAAAACUCAACCAAAAAGAUUCAAUAAAAGAAGAAGCAAUGUAACCGAAGAGUUAGAAACAAAUGUUCCUAUGUUAAUAGAUGAUGAAAAUCUAACACCGAAUAUUGAAUCAAACAUUAACUUAAAUGAACAAGAAGAUUUAGGUGAUGAACCUGAAAGUAAUAUGCUAAAAAAGACCAAAACAGACAAUAAUAAUGUACACAUUAAAAGACCUAUAAUAUCGCAUCAGAAACCUAUUAAUGUACAACAGAAAUGUGAAUAUUGUUGUCAGAAACUAACAAGCACAGAUCUGAAAAUAUACCCAGGCCAUCCUAAUGGAGCUAUAGAAGAAAUGAUUGCAUUAACAGAUCCUAAAUUAUCCUUAUUCACAGGAGAGGAAACUAUGGUUUAUGAAGGUGAUGAAAGACCACAAAACAAAAUAACUCACUUUUGUGUGUAUGAUAAAAAUGGACACUUAUGUUCUUUUGAUACUGGCUUAAUUGAAAAGAAUGUUGUACUUUAUUUUUCUGGUUAUAUGAAACCUAUUUACGAGGAGAACCCAUCCCCGGAGGGUGGUAUGCCCACAAAAGAUAUAGGUCCGAUAAAUGAAUGGUGGGUGUCAGGGUUCGAUGGUGGUGAAUUAGCCCUUAUAGGAUUUAACACAGCAUUCGCAGAAUAUAUAUUAAUGGAACCAGCCGAAGCGUACGCGCCAUUUAUGGAUUCUGUGAGAGAAAAAAUUUAUAUGAGCAAAAUAGUUAUAGAAUUUUUGUUGGACGAAGUCAAUCCUACUUAUGAAGAUUUAUUACAUAGAUUACAAACCAUAGUUCCACCAAAAGGAUUAGCUAGAUUCACAGAGGAUUCUCUGUUACGAUACGCGCAAUUUAUUUGCGAUCAAGUAAUAUCUUUUGACGCAUCCGCAAGACCAGAAGAUUCUCUCUUGAUUACAAGUCCAUGUAUGAGAGCGUUGAUAACGCUUGCAGGUGUGACAUUAAAGAAAAGAAUUGCGUUGCGCGGAACCCACUCGAAAGAUCAAAAGAAGAAAAUUACUUGGACCAAAGCCACAACUACGAAAUUAGUUAAUAAUAUGUUUGAAACAUUCUUCUCCGAUCAAAUAGCCACAAAUGGUGAUAAAGAAAUAUCGGGACCUAAAAGACAAAGAUGCGGGAUAUGCGAGAUUUGCCAACAACCAGAUUGUGGAGUUUGUACAGCUUGCAAAGACAUGAUUAAAUUUGGUGGGUCUGGUAGAAGUAAGCAAGCCUGCAACAUGAGAAGGUGUCCAAAUAUGGCUAUACAAGAAGCUAAUGAUUCGGAUCCAGAAGAUGAUGAUCUCAAUGAUAUGCUAAUAGAAAAUGUUAAGAUUACUCAAAAAAUGAUUUUGAAAGAAUUCAAACAUGUCGAAAAAGAUAUUACAUGGGUGGGAGAAGCAAUUAUAGAUGAUGGGAGAAGAACAUUCUAUAACUCGGUUAUUGUCGUUGAUGAAGAAAUAAAAGCAAAUGAUUAUGUACUGAUUGAGUCGAAUGAUCCCACGGUUCCAUUACAAAUAGCUAAAGUCAUAUAUAUGUGGGAGGAUAAAAAUGGUGCAAAAUUGUGUCAUGCAAAUUGGUUCAGAAGGGGUAGCGAUACUGUACUCGGUGAAACAUCAGACCCCUUAGAAUUGUUUUUACUCGAUGAAUGUGACAAUGUACCAUUCGCUUCAAUUAAGUCUAAGGCUACUGUUAUUUAUAAAGCUAGUCCUAACAACUGGAGUGAAUUGGGAAAUGCAGAUAUACUACCAGAAGAUGAAAUACAAAAUAAAGAUGGAAAAACAUUUUUUUACCAAAAGAAGUAUACACCGGAGACUGCUCGUUUUGAAGAUCCAUCUCCGGAUCCUAUAUGUCCGCGAAAAGAAAUCAGUCACCGAUUUUGCCCCGCUUGUGUGCGAUUUACAACGUUACAGUGUUACUAUACACCAAAGGUUUUUGAUCGAGGAGAAGAGAAAAGUAGUAAAGAAGUAAUAUAUAACAUGGUAAAAUAUAAAGGCGAAGAAUUUACAGUUGGAUCGUCUGUAUUUUUAAUGCCUGGAGCUAUAAAAUAUAAAUAUACAUCUAUAUCUCACAUUUCUACGAAACCAAAGAAAGGACAAGUAGACGAAGAUAUGUAUCCUGAAUAUUACCGAAAAUCAUCGGAUCAUGUAAAAGGAUCAAAUUAUGAUACACCUGAACCAUUCCAUAUUGGAUAUAUAAACGCGAUAUAUGCAAAAACUAAUAGUAAAUUAGUUGCAGCUUCUGACAUAUGGAUUAAAAUAAAUAAAAUGUACCGGCCAGAAAAUACGCACAAAGGACUUUCACUGAUGCAACAAGUUGAUCUUAAUAUGCUCUACUGGAGUGACGAGGUUUGCGACGUGAAAUUUUCGGAUGUAGCAGGAAAAUGUUACUUGAUGUAUUCAGAAAAUUUAGAUCAGUCCGUAGAAGAAUGGACUUCCACUGGUCCAAAUCGCUUUUACUUCUCGCAAGCUUAUAACGUCCCGGAGAAAACUUUUGUUGACCCACCAAAUCAUGCUAUGAAUAUUGGGAAAUUGGGGAAAGGAAAAGGAAAAGGAAAAGCAAAGUACAAAAAUAAGAAAUUAGAAACUAAUGAUAAUAAGAAAGUAAUAAAUAAACCCAUAGAUUAUUGCACUGUGCCAAAAAAACUGAGGACACUAGAUGUCUUUGCUGGUUGUGGUGGAUUAUCUGAAGGAUUAAGACAAGCUGGUAUUGUAGAUAAUCAAUGGGCGAUUGAAAAAGAUGAACCAGCUGCAUGUGCAUACAGACUUAAUAAUCCCAAUACAACGGUAUUUUGUGAAGAUUGUAAUGUACUUUUGCGAAUGGUUAUGAAUGGUGAACUUUGCGAUAAUAGCGGACAACGUUUACCUCAAAAGGGGGAAGUGGAAUUGUUAUGUGGUGGGCCACCGUGCCAAGGUUUCAGUGGCAUGAAUCGUUUUAAUUCGCGGCAAUACUCAUUAUUUAAGAAUUCUUUAGUAGUAUCGUCUUUGUCUUAUUGUGAUUAUUACAGACCAAAAUUCUUUAUUAUGGAAAAUGUUAGAAAUUUUGUAUCUUUUAAAAAAAGUAUGGUACUUAAAUUAACAUUAAGGUGCCUUGUGCGAAUGGGUUACCAAUGUACAUUUGGUAUUCUGCAAGCUGGGAAUUACGGUAUUCCGCAAACAAGAAGAAGGUUGAUUAUAUUAGCUGCUGCUCCUGGAGAAAUCCUUCCAACAUAUCCAGAACCAACUCAUGUGUUUAGUAAACGAGCAUGCCAGUUAAGUGUUAUCGUGGAUAACAAAAAGUAUUCAUCGAACUGUGAUUGGACAGAAUCAGCGCCGUACAGAACAAUCAGUGUUCGUGAUGCGAUGUCUGAUUUACCUAAUAUCCGAAAUGGAUGGAAUACAGAAGAGAUGACUUAUGGCGAUGAACCAAUAUCUCACUUUCAAAGAAAAGUAAGGCCUAAAGAACCUGAUGCUAUAUUGAGAGAUCAUAUCUGUAAAGAUAUGGCACCUCUGGUUGAAGCACGAAUAGCGCAUAUUCCAACUGCUAGCGGAUCUGAUUGGCGAGAUUUACCAAAUAUUGCAGUACGUUUGAGCGAUGGAACAUACUCAAAGAAACUAGAAUAUACUUAUCAUGAUAAAAAAGCGGGUAGAAGUUCUACUGGAGCAUUUCGUGGUGUAUGUAGUUGUUGUACGGGCAGAACAUGCGACCCAAUGGAUCGGCAAUAUAACACUUUGAUUCCUUGGUGUUUACCUCACACUGGUAAACGUCACAAUCACUGGGCAGGCUUGUACGGUAGAUUGGAGUGGGAUGGAUUUUUUGGUACUACUAUUACUAAUCCAGAACCUAUGGGUAAACAGGGUCGUGUUUUGCAUCCUGAACAAACAAGAGUUGUGAGUAUAAGAGAAUGCGCCAGAUCGCAAGGUUUCCCAGACUCUUUUCGAUUUUAUGGAAACAUACUUGAUAAACAUCGGCAAAUCGGCAACGCAGUUCCGCCACCAUUAGGUGCUGCUUUGGGUUUUGAAAUUAGAAAGUGUUUAAGAAGUGAAAAUAUUGAUCAAUCAGCCAACAACUUAAAUGGUUUUAGUGAUUGAUAGCAUUUUAAACGUUUUUUUAUAAUUAAAUGCUACACCUAAGUUUAAUGGUAGAAUAAGUUAUAGAUUAUUUUUUUAUCUACAUACAUUUAUCAUCAUGUGUUCAUUAAAAAUAUGUAGAUGCUUUUAUUCUUUACAUGAUCAAAAGUAUUAUGUAACACAUAUGCAGUAUGCAAUAUUAAAGUUUAACAAGUGGAAUUAAAAAGUCGAAAGCAGUAUUUUAAAUUAAAUGAUUAGAUUCUGAAAAAUUCGUAUAUAUCGAGAACCUUAUAUGAUAUGUACAUAUUGUAUCUUUUUAUAACUAUAAGGUAAACA